Molecule: messenger RNA, 6882 nt
Organism: Malaya genurostris
Lineage: Eukaryota; Metazoa; Arthropoda; Insecta; Diptera; Culicidae
Product: protein bunched, class 2/F/G isoform-like
Exons: 5
Coding region: 1360-4677 (1105 amino acids)
Biological process (GO): regulation of transcription by RNA polymerase II
Source: RefSeq, a predicted model, not a curated record
GAUAGCAAAAAUCGAAUAUGGCUGCCGUGGUAUUGAAAAUUUUUGCUGCAAUCGUGGGUUUCGGUUUCAUUUGUGCGCAAAACGUAGCAAAACAACAAGUUUAACGCCGUGGUUUUGAUCGGAACGAAACGGUACGUUCGGUGGUGCAUAAAUUGUUACCCGAGGAUUGCUGACAAGCGGUGAAAAGUUGAAAAUAGUCCGCUACUUUUCGUGGUCAAUUGUGCGAUCCUCACUGAUCCGUCAGUUCAUCGGUCGGAAGACAGCAACACGGAACGAAGGAGAAAAAAAUCGCGUGGCCGCAUCCGGAAUGUGGAAGUGCUCCCGAUGAUUGGCUGAAGGAUUUUCAAUGCACCCUUCGGAAUUAUCCUGAAUCCAAAAUCAAAUGGUUUUGACGAAGACUCCCUUGCCGUAAAAGGGUCUGUGUUUGAAACGAAAAAAAAAGUUGAAUCGCACAUAGAAGGAACAAGUUGAAACGUCAACUAGUCGACAAGAGAGCAGUAGUCUGCAAUCCCCUAGUGUUUUUGUUCGGUUUCUCCGGAGGAAUCGCCGCUGAUUGUGGACAUUGACAACGUGAACUGCUACACACCAUUCAUUGGGGGAGUGUUUGCUAAUUGCGUGCAAAAUAUUCAGUUGCAGUUCCAUCGCACUGCCGAGUGAAGCAAGAAGCGCACAGAAGGAAAGCAGGCCAAAUCUUGGGCUGCCUUGCUGUCGAAAAAUAAGCUAGGAAAUAUGUGCGAUGAACGGAAGAAAAUUCCGCUGAAAAGUGUGUGAGAAAAAGAAGGAAGGAAGCAAGCAAGACGUGAAUAAAAGAUCGCCGCAAACAGCAGUUGUCCACGGGAGGAAGAGAGCGAGCAACAUUAUUUUUUGACAGUUCUCAAAGUGUGAGUGUGUGUGCGUGCGUGCGAGAGGUGAAGCAGCGUGCGAUAACAACAAAAACAAAACCCAAGAAGAGAGUCGGAGCGGAUUGUGUUUCGAUUUUUCUGUGCGGUGCCCGUUCGGAAGUUCUGCGGUGAGUCGGUGUGAUUUUUCCAGGCGAUAAGUGAUUUCUGGUUAAUUUUUCAAUCUGUAAAUAAUUUAUAUAUCUAAAAAAUAAAAAAAAGGCUAGUCGUAUUGUUCGCGAGUGGUUCCGGUGUGCUCCCGUGAUUGUGUCGACGUUGCAAGAAAAAAAACGAAAAGUGUCCAGUGCUUGUUUCCGGAAGCUUGAUCGUGUGUGAUUGUGUGUGUGUGAUUAUUUUUUAACCUCUGGCAUAUCCAGAAAACCACCGUGUACACCAUUGUAAGCGCCCGAGCGCCCGUGUUUCCUUUGUGUCCUCCGUUUCCCAAGAAGCAGUGAAAAUUCCGAGAAGCAAGAAAAAAGUUAUGGCCGAAAAUUCGGUUGGCAACAGUUUACCACCGUCACAGCAUCAUAAGACAGCGGGUGGAGGGUCAAGUGGUCUGCUGCAUCACAACAAAUCACUAGAUAUGACGGCGGGUGGGGGGAGUGGCGCAACGGCGGGUUCCGUUGCAGGGAAAAUCACUGGCAGUGGAAAGCAUGCAAAUGUCAUACAUCGAACAACGAGCGAAAGUUUACGGUUAGGUGGUCCCGGCGGCGGUGGUGGCAGCGGAGGAGGAGGAGGAGGAGGAAGUGAAAAUUCUUCCAGUAGCGCGGUUCCGCCGUCAUCGCUGAUGAAUUCAUCUUCCUCGAUCAAUAGUAUCUCACGGAAGGGUGGCGUUGGUGGAGCUGCUGCAGCCGCUGCCGCUGCGGCUGCAGCUGCAGGUAAAACUUCCUCAUUCAUGAUCACAUCCGUCACGGUUGGCGCUCGUACCAGUGCCGACAAUGGGGACGAUUCAGCCGACGACCUUGACGAGUCCCAUACGGACGAUAACAGCCGGAUAACAGAUUUCGAGAACGAAACCCCAUCGUUCUCGGAGGAUACAUUCAGCAAAGAGGAUGUGUUCUUUGCUUCGAACGCCAUCGGUAGUGUUCCAGUUAUUCCGACUAGCUCUCAGUACGGGUUAGCGAUUGUAGCUCCGACGGAUCGUGCCCAUGGGGCCGAAGCCCUCGCAGACGCGAUGCAUGUUAGUGUCACCGAUGCCGGUAUAAAUAUAAUGGGACACGGAAAAGAUGAUGGAAAAGAACUGCACCAUAGAAAUGAACGUUUUAAAGUGGUAAAGAUUGAAAGUACUGAACCGUUUAAACGUGGUCGUUGGGUGUGUAUGGAUUAUCUUGAUCACACAACACUCCAGGCGUCUCCGAAAGAGGGCGGAACUGGUCCGGGCGAUACCGAAUCUUCGACAGGAUCUACGAUCGUCGAUUCGAAUGCAAUUCGAACCCAGGACAGUGGUGUAGUGCUUAAUGAUAACUACGCUGCCACAACAGCACCAACUACAGCCACGUCCGAUGGCGAAAAUCCUGAAUAUCAUACUCAUCUAGCUGCCAGUGUCCCGACUAACCCAAUCAUAGGUCUGCUUAGUAAUGAAUCUCCCGGUCAAAGUCUUAAUCUGGUUCAACCGAGCAUUGUAAACGCCAGUGGCGGCGCUGGUGGUGGUGGUGGUGGUGGUGGUGGUGGUGGUGUUUCAGUUGCUCAAUCUCAGUCAACUAGUCAUAUCCCACCAGUUGGAGGAGUACCGCAUAGCAUGCCUCAGUCCCAGCUGCAAAACGCGCUCGCUGGCGCUGGAGCCAUCGGUGGUAGUCAACCGCCACAAUCGGCACCAACUGCUGCUCAACCACAAGGACAAACCCAGUACUAUCCUCACACGAUGUCCAACAUGGCUGACAUUACGCAGCAACAACAGCCACCACAGCAGCAGCAGCCGCAACUCCAUCAGCAUGGGGUCACCCUGCCUACCAACAUUCAGAUGCAACCGCAACAACAAACCAACAGUUCCGCUUCCGUGUCUACAAACGUUCUGCCGUCGGUUGGCUCUGUUCCAACCGCGUCACAGGAAAUGAACAUCGUCAUUAGUAAUGCUCAGCAUCAUCAACAGCCAACAAGCUUCCCCUCACCUCAACAAUUCCAACAGCAACAGCAGCAACAACCAUCGCAAACGAACUCCCCAGUCGUGGCCAGUAUCGGUGAGCAAGUCGCCUCGGAUGCGACUAUCCUUUCACCAUCAACAUCCAUGACCGGUAACGGGACCGUUCCGGGAUCGGUUCCGACAAACCAAACCACAAACGCUCCUCCUCAGCCUUCACCGGAUACAGUCGGUUCUGUACCCGCUGGCACGACGGAGCCUCUGAUAGCUUCCUCUCCGUCGGCCACUUCGUCGCCAGUAACAUCCACCGCUACUACCGGUGGCAAUGGGGACAACGGUUCAACCCCAACGUCGGCCACCGCACCGACCGUUCCGGUCAGUUCUCCCUCGAUGUCGACCGCCUCGAUCACGGCAACCACUACCAACAGCAGCACAAGUAGCCAGCAUGCGUCAAUAGCGGCUGCCGCUGCCGCUGCGGCAGCAACCGCUGCCAGUGAUCACUUAACGGAAUCCAACCUACUAUCGGCCGUUGCCGGCGUAACGGCUGCUGCCGUUGCAGCCGCAGGCGCUGACGAUGGCGAAAAGUCCGGCGAGGAUGGCGAAAGCUUCAACCCAGUAUACCCGAUGGUAGCUGAACCGGCCGGACUGGACGUUCCCGAUGUUGGCCGCAGCGGUGAUCCGUUGAAUGUCGUUCCACAGCAAACUGCCAGUCCGAUUCCGCCGUCAUCGUUCACCAGUAGUCUUCAUCAGAACCUUCAGCGAAACCUACCGCCCGUUGAUCGGACUAAAAUUCUCAAUAGUAGUGCUUACAGUUCUAGUUCCAACAAUAACAUUUACACUGACAUCGCCCUCGGAAGAUCCAUCCAAAAUCUGAUGCGACCUUCGUCGGUUGUUGAAAGCACCCAUUCCUCCUCCUCCAUGAAUCCGUUUUCACCGUCGGACCAACAGGGGGAUGCUUUCUGCCGAACCGCUUACAACUUCAUGAACGACGGAACCGACAGCAACACGAUCGCCACGUGCACCGUACGAAAACCGCACAAAUGUGUUCAAGACUUGAUCAAGGAGGAGCUCGGGGGCGGAUCGUUGCGCGGUUCCGGAUUCGGUAGUCUCGGUAGCCUCGGUAGCAAUACCGGCAGUAUGGUCAACAUCCACAUCGAGUCGGAGCUGCAACAUCACGGUACCGGUGGCGAGUACAAAUCGCACCCGGGCUCGGGACGUUCCAGUCCGGCCCUGCAGAUGUUCCCGCACGAUUCACCGCCGAAGCUGCUGAGCGCGAUUGGCCACUCCAUUAGUAUACCGAACAGCACCCGGGUCAGCCGUGCUCCGUCUCCGUCGUUCCUGGCACAGGCCGCUGGAGAGCACUCAAGUGCAUCUGGGACGAGUGCAGUUGCAAUUGACAACAAGAUCGAGCAAGCUAUGGAUCUGGUCAAAUCGCACCUGAUGUUUGCGGUUCGCGAAGAGGUCGAGGUGCUGAAGGAAAAAAUUUCCGAACUGAUGGACCGCAUCAACCAGCUCGAGUACGAAAACAACAUCCUGAAGGCGAACGCAUCGCAGGAAACGCUCUCCCAGCUCACCACCACCGGCAGCGGGGGCGGCAACGGUUCAUCGACAGCGGCGGCGGUCGUGGCAGCAGCGGUGGCAGCGUCGGCAGCUUCAGCGCCCACACCAGCAUCCAAAGUUCCUCCGCCGGCCAAUCCCAACUCUAAUGGUUCUGUUUCCUAGAUAUUCCGCACAUCGUUGCACUACUCGCUACUAGCUGCUUACUAUGAUAGUACUAGGACAGAUAUCGAUAACUAUUACUCGCUGCUGCGGCGGAGCGACAAACGGUUACGGUGGCCCUGCGAUGCGGUGGUUGACAGCGGUGACGGGACCGGUCGGUUCAGGCAACCGAUGGCAACGACGGCAACUACCGGAUCCGGACAGUCGCUCCAGACGCUCGAAAGCACUCUGCAGACGAAGAUGCGCCACACUGGCGAUCAGAGAUAUACUAGCAACACAACAGAUUAAGCGAAAUUAAACAGUAUCAAGUCAAGAAGUUAGUUGCUAGGAUUUACUAGGUUGAGGUAAGAAGCUUCAUUCAUUCUCAAACAAAUUCCUAAUAAGCUAGAAAUUUUAGAGAGAAACAGAUGAGUCAUUUGAUACGGUGUUAAGGGACGCGAACAAAAGAUAAACAGAACUAUCCACAAUUUACACACGUUACUGUUUCGAUGCUACUAGCCUUUUUCGAAUUAAGAAAAAAUAACAAUGAUCAACCUUCGAUUAAAUAGUUUCAAAUACAGACACACAUACUGAGAGAGGUUCGGAACCAAAAGAAGUGUUUUCCGUUUAAAUUUUUCUAGCCGGAAAAUCUAACUAUCCCCGUAUCCUUAUCUAUCAGUGAGUGAUUAAGAAUAGGUUUCAGAAUAGCAGUUCUAGUCAACUGAGAUGAUCUAACUAAAUGACUAGAACUGCUGUUCUGCAAAUGUAAUGAUUAUUAUUCGUAACAUCUAGUAAAAAUAAAAAUAAAAACACAAGUGGAUCAACUUCCGACCCACGGGAUACAAAAAAAAAGUCGUGAUAGUCCAGAUUAUACCUCCCAGUGCUAGUUCGUUUCGAUCGAAGAGGGCGGUCGUUGAUCCCAACGUCAUAUGAAUCGAAAGCAUUUCUUCUCGGUUGAUGUAGGAUUUAUUCUGUCUCAUUUCGUAGCAUCGUUCUGGACGUCGAUUAGGGAAAAAAUACUGAAAACAAUAUAAAACGAACUUUUAAAUCAUGGUACUCAACUAAUUUUCAGAAAAAUGUAAAACGCUACAAAAACCCCCUUUGUUGUACACCGAACGUCACAACCAACAACACUAGACAUUAACAAAUCUUGCUUCGUUCUCUAUGAUUAAUUGCUUAGUUAAAGGAAAUCCAAGCCCGAAAUGUGAUUCUAACUGUAUAUAUUAAUGUCUAAGACAAAUUGUUGAGAAUAAUGCUAGCGGGCACUAUUCUAGUGCAGGAGAAGUGGUAUUGAUUGUGAUUUGACAACAGCGCAUUCGAAGAGCUUGUGUAGGUAUCUUUUGAUUUUCUCUUCGUUCUCGUAAACUAUGAUCAAGUGAGAUUUCGCCUCUGGCGGGGCACGUGUGCUAAUAAUUACUGGAUGAACGCGACUAGGACGAAUCAUGAGCAAACUGUACAUAGUUAGAAAUAGAACGAGAAUGAGUGCAGCGAACGCCCGAAUGGAGCAAGCGGAACGAUAACUGAAAGAUGCCAAGCAGAUAGAAAUGCAGAUUACCGUGGCUGUCGCCGAGUACCGCCCGUCCAUCCGCUCAAGAAGGACCGCCACAGUUCAGGUUUGAACCUCGAUGAAACAGGAACUGGGAUGGGACGUUGUUGAUGCGGAUGGCACGCAGGACACGCGAGACAGUCGUACGCAGUAAGAUAAUCAGGGAAAGCUAGUUGUUUGAAUUUGAUCUGAUGGAGCCAAUGAGCUGACACUAAUGAUAGAUAACUAUUGAAGAUCGAACGAAUGUCGCGAUGGAUGUGCGUGUGCGUGCGAAUGCCAAUCCAGAAAAUGGAACGUAAUGCGCUUAGUCUAUAAGAGGAACUGUUGAUAGGCUUUAAGGAAUACAUUGUUUAUUUCUUUUGUAGGAUUUUUGUUCAAAUUUUUCCUAGCAAAAAAUGCAAUUAUUUAGUCACUAUUUAUUAUUUUGUAUAUUGGUUAACCAAAAAGAAAAUAAUGCAUGAAAGGGACGCGAUAGUGUAUUACAGUGAUGCACUGUUUUCAAGAAAUGAUGGACUCAUUCGAAAAGAUGAUCACGAGAAAGUAAGACAUCAAUAAUAUUCAAUAACUAAAAUAAUGCUGCAAAGCAAACCAUUCGCGAAAAUUUUCGUAUGAGGUGAAGUAUGAACCAGAAAAGAUGUUAAUAAUAUAGUCACUAUGAAAUAUGAUAAUUGAAAAAUGAACAA